Messenger RNA from Meloidogyne enterolobii, 1774 nucleotides. The record is from the annotation of a GenBank genome assembly. Lineage: Eukaryota; Metazoa; Nematoda; Chromadorea; Rhabditida; Meloidogynidae.
UGCGGGAUCCCGCAAACACGAUUUUGCCGGUCUCUAAUCCGAUUAGCCAAAAUUAUUUGUCUAUUUUUCCUUCGUGUUUCAUUAAAUGUUCUCAAACAAUAUCACAGAAUAUGUGUCAGGAGAGGUUUGGCCAGAAUUGAAAUGCAUUCUUAAACGACUUUACAGUGAUUUUGUUGUAAUCGAAAUUCCAAAAGAUGGAAACAUUUUAAAACCAAAUUAUAACAAUAAUGAAGAGGAGAAUGAGGAUAAAGAAGAAGAUAAUGGAGAAAACAAAAAAGAUUCUGCAGAAUUACCAAAAGAGUUGGAUUGCAUAUCUGAACAAAUUUCUAAAUUUUCACAAAUUGUAGAAGGCGAAAUUGAAGAAUGCGUUAUUGAUUUGAAGGAAUUCUCCAAGGAUGUCCGUAAACAACUUUAUGAUUUUAUCAGAAACAAUUUUAAAGAUCAAUUACAAACGAACUGUAAAGAUGGAAUUUUGACUGUUGAAAAGGCUAGCUGGAAUGAAAAUAGAAAACGCAAAUUUUGGCCAAAUGAUAGAGGAGACUAUCUACAUUUUACAAUAACAAAAGAGAAUAUGGACACAAAUACUUGUAUUGAUCUAAUUGCUAAUAGAUUAAAUUUGAAACCCUCACUCUUUUCUGUUUCCGGAACAAAAGAUCGCCGUGCUAUUACAGUCCAGCGAGUUUCUGCCUAUCGAAUUGAGAAGCGUCGUCUUUGCAGACAAAAUUUUCGUGGUCUAUGGCUCUCUGAUUUUGGCUAUUUUAAAACAAAAUUGGAAUUAGGAGAUGCAACGGGAAAUUAUUUUUCGAUAAUUUUGAGAGAUGUUGACAACAAUUUAAACCUUGAAGAAUUCGAUAAAAGGGUACAACAAUGGAAGACAAAUGGUUUUCUCAAUUAUUUCGGUUCUCAACGUUUUGGUGCUUGUGGUGUGCAAACUGCUGAGAUUGGACGUUUAAUUUUAAACCAAAAAUGGGAGGAGGCAGUAAAGGCUUUGCUUAAACCUAGGAGUGAUUCUUCUUCGACUAAAAUAAACGAAUGUUUAAAACACUAUACCGAUUCUGGCAAUGCAAAAGAAGCACUUCAACUACUUAGAUAUCCUGACAGAUUCAGCAGUAUCGAAAUCUCAUUACUUCGUUUUUUGUCAAACUAUCCAAAUGGUUAUAAAGGAGCAUUGUUAGCGUUGCCAAGGAAUGUACGAACAAUGUAUGUCCACGCCUAUCAAAGUGCUGUUUUCAAUCAUAUUCUUUCAAGGCGCAAAAAAUCGUUUGGACUUGCAUGUUUACCUGGUGAUUUGGAUGUACUAGGAAAUAUAUUAACUGAUGAAACUUCUAAAAUUGAAAAUGUUUGCUUUCCUCUUCCAUCUUUUGGAAAUAAAUUGCCUGAAAAUGAAGUUGGAGAAUGGUAUAAACAAAUUGCACAGGAUGACGAGAUUGAUUAUGAAUCCUUCAAGAAAAUUGAAAGCCAUUUUGGUCUCGGCAAUGUUUAUCGCCCAUUUAUUUCAAAACCUCAAGAUGUUUCUUGGCAAUUACUUGAAUAUUCCUUUCGUGAUGAACAGCUUCAAACCUGUGAAUUUAUUCCAAAAAAUGAAUUAAAAGAAGAGCAAAAUGAACAAAUUAAAAAGGAAGAAAAAGUCUUUAAAGCAUUAAAACUUUUAUUUACUCUUCCUUCUGGAACUUAUGCAACAAUUGCUUUGAGGGAAUUGAUGAGAAUAGAUUUUAGUAAAGAAUCACAAAAGGAAAUGGAAUUGGCUUGUUUAGGCAAAAAAGAAGAAAUUUAA